CUGGCUUCAUACCAGAUAACUUGUGCCGAGGUGGAUCACUUCGUAAUCUCUCCUUGGGUUGGAACAACCUCACAGGUUUCAUUCCCAAAAGUUUGAGAAAUUGCACGAGAUUAGUCACCUUAAUCCUCCACCGCAAUCAACUUUUAGGACGGUGGCCAAUAGGAGGUUUCUCAAAAACCUCUUUGUCAAUAAUCGGUUUGUCCAACAACAAAUUUGAAGGUCCACUUCCAAUUCCAUCACCAUCCACAAAUUACUAUAAUAUUGCAAAUAAUAAAAUAGCAGGGAAGAUCUCUUCAUCAAUAUGCAAGGCCACCAACCUCAACUUCCUCAUCUUGUCUAAUAAUAGCUUAGAUGGUAGCCUACCCGAGUGCUUAUCAAACUUGAGCAUUGGUUUAUCAGUUUUGAACUUGCAAAGGAAUAGCCUUUCAGGCACAAUCCCUCGAACAUUUUCUCGACGAAGCAGCUUGAGAACUCUUGACUUGAGUGAAAAUCAAUUUGAAGGAACAUUACCACAAUCCCUUGUCAAUUGUACAAGGCUGGAAGUUCUGGAUUGUGGCAACAAUAAGAUAGAGGAUAAGUUCCCAGCAUGGCUGGGAAAACUGCCGAAGCUAAAAAUUCUUAUUUUGAGGUCCAACAAUUUUAAGGGUUUAUUAGAUUUUCCAAGGGUAGCUCAUCUCUUUCCCCAGUUGCACAUUUUGGACCUUUCGAACAACGACUUCGUUGGUCCUUUACCAGCCAAUUUGAUAGAGAAAUUUCAAGGGAUGAUGAAUGGACAAAAUGCACAUGAGCCGCAAGACAAAUCAUUGUACAUGAGGCAGGAAGUUGGAUUUGGAACAUGGUUCUAUGAAGAUUCCAUUAAUGUGAUCAUGAAAGGAAGGGAGAUUCAGCUAGAGAGGAUCUUGACCAUCUUCACAACCAUCGACUUAUCGCUCAACUCUUUUGAAGGGAACAUCCCGAGUGUUAUUGGAAAUCUUCAUUCUCUCAUAGGGCUCAACCUUUCUCACAAUCACCUCAUGGGCUCCAUUCCUUCAACCCUUGGAAAUUUAACUAACCUUGAAUGGCUGGAUUUAUCUUCAAACAAGCUUAGUGGGAGGGUUCCUAGAGAACUUGGAGAUUUGUCAUUCCUUGGGUAUUUGAACCUCUCAGAGAACCAACUCAUAGGCUUCAUACCUCAAGAUAAGCAACUAAGCACAUUCAUGAGUGACUCAUUUCGUGGAAACCUAGGUUUAUGUGGAACUCCAUUACAAAACACAUGCCACGGUGAUGAUCAGCCUCCUCCUCCACCACAGUCGUUCUUUCAAGAGAAUAGUACAAGAGAGCAUGGAAGUGGUUUUGAUAGGAAAGUAGUUGGGAUAGGAUAUGCAUCCGGAAUUGUGAUUGGAAUCUCCAUAGCGUACAUUUUAUGUGAAACUGGAAGACCCAGAUGGCUUGUGAGAAGAGUGAGGAGGAUGGAGAGGAGAAUCGAAUUGAUGAACAAGCCAAAGCAGAAGGCCAUCAAAUUUCAUGCAGGCCAAUGAAAUUGUUGAGAAGUGGUCCCUUUAAACUAUGUGUAAUGUAAGUUCAAGGAGUACACUUUUUGUCAAAUUGAAAUGCAAUUUUGCAUA
This is a messenger RNA of Eucalyptus grandis, 1604 nucleotides long. Its product is annotated as putative receptor like protein 25. Lineage: Eukaryota; Viridiplantae; Streptophyta; Magnoliopsida; Myrtales; Myrtaceae. The coding region runs from base 762 to 1517 and encodes 251 amino acids. The transcript has a single exon. The record is from RefSeq and is a predicted model, not a curated record. Gene Ontology annotation, molecular function: protein binding.